AUGAGGGGCCUGGUGAUAUAUGUGUUGCUAACGGGUUUAUUUUACUUUUCCGAAGGCAAACCCUGCCCUGAAAAGACACGCCCCCACAAGACCCGCUGCGACGCCUACUACAGGUGCCGGGAGCUGGCCUCCAACUCCCAUGUCUGGGUUCCGGUGAAAUGUAACGAGGGUCUGGUGUACGAAACGAGUCUGGGCGGCUGCGUCCUGCCCGGCGAGGACUGGGAGUGUAUCACCCCCAGUGAGGUUUCCAGCUCUACGCCUUCCACCAGCCACUCGGAUGCGGAUAUACUCAUUGUAAACGACAUGGAUGAGGCGGGUCUGCUACUCAGCGAGCCCUCUGCUCAUCACAAUGAACACUCAGAUGAUGGCACUGUGGAAAUAGUCCUGGACUCAACGCUCAGCAGUGAAGAGCAGGGGGAGGAAGGCCACAAGCAGACAAGUUCCACUGAAAUCCACGAAGAGGAGAGCUCUUCCUUGCAACAUUUCGACUCCAGUGGGGAUGGAGAGCUCAUGGAGUUGGACAGUCCUCCGCCGAAGGUUGAAAAUCGCGAAGAAGAAUUGGAAUUACAUCAUGAGCACACACUGGAUAUGCAACACAUGUCGGAUGUGACGCACAGACCGGAUGUGGAGCAGCUAAAGGCGGAGCUGAAGCAAGCGGCGAGUGUGAGUGAAUUGGCCAAGCCGGGAUCCCAGAUCGAUCCCCAGCUGACGGCUCAUCUCCAGAGGCUCUCCCAGCUGAUUGAUGGACUGCAGCAGACCUACCAGAAGACGGACAAACUGCAAGCGGAUAUGCGACCGGAUCAGCUAAAUGCCUUUUUGGCGCACUUUGACAUCAAGAAUCGGUACGAGAUGAUGAAUCCCAUGGAGGCCACCACACAGCAGGCCACAUCCACCAGCACGACGACGCCAGAGCCACCCAGACACAGUACCACCAAACUACCCGAAGCCAAUCGCAACAAGACGCGUCUUCAAGAGCAUCUCUCCAAGCACCGAUUGGAGCCGGAGACGAAGCUAAUGCUCAGCAAUUCCCUGCCCUUUAAUGGGGCCACGGGUCAGGGCUAUGCCAACUCCCAGAUUGUGGUCAAUCGUCCCGAGGGUUCGGUGAUGUUUGCUCUACCGCCGCAGUACGGUAUGAGCCAAGAGCAGGGGGGCUCCUCCUAUACCUCACAGCAGACUCACUCUCAGAGUCAUUCCCAGAGUCACGAGUACAGCGAUCAUGAGCCAAAGAUUUCAGAGGAUACGCUCAAGACGGUGCUGGAGCUCUCGAAGCAGAUGAUUGCAGCCCAGAAUGUGCCCAAGGUGCUGCCAAAUCCGGGGUUUAAUGGGUAUUAUGCUCAACCAAUACUGCAGCCGGUGUAUCUAUCGGCGCAUGGGAAUCCAUUCCAGCAGUACUAUGCACCGCAGCCGAUGCCCAGCCAUUAUAUGCAACACAAGAAGCAUUCGUCGGGUAGUUCCAACGGAAAUGGUGGCUACAACAAGCCCAGCACCACCAUCAUCCACAACAAUGUGAUUCCUGUGCAUCUUUCCAGCACCAGCUCGGGAGAGAAGGAGGUACUGGAUACCUACGGGCACAGUUUGGGUGUGUAUCCCAGCCUGGACAAGCAUCAACCCAGUGGCAUGGACUACAUGACCACAGCACGGCCCACGCCCACAGUCUCCAGUCAAUAUCCGUCGCCCUUUGCCUCGGAGUACACACUGACGACGCCACGGCCCUUCCAGGAGCAGCCCUCUGCCGCGACAGUGUCCACUUAUUACACGCCCAGUCCGCAUCUAAGCGAACAGAAUGUGAACCGCAUCUUCCAGGCCACCGAAUCGUAUCCCACCAUGAAUAUGCCGCGACCCAUGGACAUGAGCAUGUUUCCGGGUGGACAUUUGGAGCCGGGACAGGUGAGCAUUCGACCCAAUUCGCAAAAAAUCGAAAGCAUGGAGAUGGAUGCUGACGAGAUGAUUAAGGCCAGCAGCUAUGGGAAUGGAAAUGGGAAUGGGAACAGCUCCCCGCACGUACUGACCUACAGCAGCGACGGUGGCAUCUCUGGAGGUGGCGGCGGCGGCGGCGGCGGCGGCAUGAGCCAUCAAUUAGCACCCUCGGGAGCAUAUCUAGAUCAGAGCUACAAUCAGCAGCAGCAGCAGCAGCCUCAGCAGCAUCAUCAUCAUCCGUACAUGCCUCGACCGACAAUGAGCAGUAACAUUUACAGCGACUCCGAUGGCAAUAUGGAGCUCAAUAUGUUUAGUAAUAUGAAUCCAUACACUCCAGGAAAGGUUAAUUAUGGUGGAGGAUCGAGCAACCCCUCACCCAAUGGACAGCUAGUCAACUUCAAUGGGAAUUUUAUUAGUUUGGACGUCUUUCAAAAGUCGAUACUCCCACUGUUGACCAAAUCCCCUUCGGCCAUGUCGGAACUGGGAAAUGUAGAGGUCAUCACCUGCCAGACGGGUGUGCGGCAACCCAAUCAGACGGAUUGCACUCGCUACUUUGUGUGCAGCAAGAAGGACGGCAAAGUUCUCUCCUACUCGUGUCCUCCCUAUACGGGUUUCAAUAAGCAGACGCGGAUCUGCGAUGCCCAGACGUAUGCCCAGUGCGGGAGUGUGAUGCCUGCUUUCAGUGGCUAUACCAUAGACAGCAAUAGACGCCUCCAGAUGGAGACCAUCAAGAUGUUAAGCGAAGCUAAAAGGCGACAGGAGGCGGCCCUCAAGGCCCAGAGCAUUGCCAGUCUUCUGCAGCAAUAUGGAAACACUGAAACAGGAGGAAUAUCAUCAGGGAUCGCCUCCAACAUUGAACAGGAUUCAAUGGACAAUGGAUAUAUGGUAAACCUGUCCGACAUGAGUCCGGCCACAACCACAGCCAGACCACCCAUCAUCAUUCAAUCCAGCAGUAAUUCCAUAGGAUCUUCAUCUUCCUCUGGAUCUUCUUCUGGGGGAUCGGUGAAGAAGCGAAAGUACUACUGCAAGGAGGGCGACAAAAUACCCGAUCAGACAUCGAUCAGCAGCUACUUUGUGUGCUACAAGAAUGCCCAGGGCCAGAUGAAGGGCCACAAGAUGAACUGCUCCAAGAGUCUGCUCUUCUGCCCCAAAACGCUCAUGUGUACCCUGGCCUCCAAGUGCCAGGACUAG
Messenger RNA from Drosophila persimilis, 3108 nucleotides. RefSeq lists its product as uncharacterized. The transcript has 2 exons. Lineage: Eukaryota; Metazoa; Arthropoda; Insecta; Diptera; Drosophilidae. The record is from RefSeq and is a predicted model, not a curated record. Gene Ontology annotation, molecular function: chitin binding. Bases 1 to 3108 code for a protein of 1035 amino acids. Gene Ontology annotation, cellular component: extracellular region.